AAACCUCUAGAAUAUUACAGUAGGUUCCCGUUCAUUUCUCAGUGUAUUUAAAAGCGUGUACUUCUGCUGAAGAUCUUUCGAUUUAUCGUGACAUAACAAAUCACAUCUGCAUUACUUCACCUGUCAAUAUAAACCCUUCAGCUCGUGCUGGACGCGUGCACUUAUCAACAGGUGUGUGUUAAAAGUGUUGAAAGUGAUCUCUGCCUGUGACAGAGGGCAUACAGGCCCGUGGUCAUGCUGUGUUGGGGAAAUGCCUCAUACGGGCAGCUGGGUUUAGGUGGAAUUGAUGAGGAGAUUGUAGUGGAACCACGGAAAUGUGAGUUUUUCGAGGGCAAGCGUCUGCGAGAUGUGGGGUGUGGCAGACGUCACACUGUCUUUCUGAUGGAGGAUGGGACCGUCUGCACCUGUGGUUGCAAUGACCUGGGUCAGCUGGGUCAUGACAAAGCACAAAAGAAGCCAGAGCAGGUUGUUUCUCUGGACGCUCAGAACAUUGUGGCUGUAUGUUGUGGUGAAGCUCAUACUUUAGCUCUGAAUGAUAAAGGACAAGUGUUCGCGUGGGGUCUGGGUUCGGAUGGACAGCUUGGCCUUGCAAAUACAGAAGAGCGUGUCCGUGUACCCAGAACAGUAAAAAGUUUAUCAGAGGUGAGCAUUACUCAGGUGACCUGCGGUUACUGGCAUUCCCUUGCUUUAGCCAGAGGAGGUCAGGUGUUCUCCUGGGGCCAAAAUAAAUAUGGGCAGCUGGGGCUUGGAAAGCAGGGAGCUUGUGUCUCUUCUCCACAUCUCAUUCAGUCUUUACAGGGCGUUCCGAUUACUCAGAUUUCUGCCGGUGGAGCUCACAGUUUUGGACUGACUCUGUCCGGGGCCGUUUUCGGCUGGGGACGAAACAAGUUCGGCCAGCUUGGUCUCAGUGACAACAACGAUCGCUGUUUUCCUGCCUUGUUGAAGACUCUCAGGUCUCAAAGAGUGGUUUAUAUUUGCUGUGGAGAGGAUCACACGGCAGCUCUCACUAAGGAGGGAGGUGUGUUUACAUUUGGGGCUGGAGGUUACGGUCAGCUGGGACACAACAGCACAAACCAUGAGGUGAACCCUAGGAAGGUGUUUGAACUCAUGGGUAAUGUUGUUACACAGAUAGCUUGUGGAAGGCAACACACUUUGGCGUUCAUCCCUUCAUCAGGAAAGAUCGAUUCGUUUGGUCUCGGGGGGAACGGACAGCUUGGUACCCGCUCUACCUGUAACAGGAUAAGUCCUGCACCUGUGAAGGGCUGCUGGCGAGCCCAUUCUGACCCUGUGCCUAUGGAAGUGGAGACAGAACAGAGUUUUUGUGUGAAGAGGAUCUAUGCUGGAGGUGACCAGAGCUUUGCUCACUACACUUUACCUCAGGACAAUGAACCCCCGGUGGAUGUGAGAGUUACCAGCACUGGUGGACAGAUCUGUACUAUCACUGCUGAUCUUAUACAGAAAUGGCUCAGUCAUGGUCAUGGGAGACUCUCGCCAGAAAUCACUAAUGAGAUUGAUCUUGUGUUCUCUUCAGCGAGUUGUCUCAAUGGAAGUUUUUUGUCUAGCAGUAAUCCAGGUCAUUACAGCACUAACAGUAAGUGCUCAGGUGUGGAUAUAAACACAGCUCGACUGUUCUACCACAGACUCAUCCAGACCGAUUACCCACAUAUCUCACAAAUUAUUGCUGCUAGUUUAGAGAAGAACCUCCUGCCCAGGUUGAGCAGUUCUCCUCCAGACAUUGAGGCUUUGAGACUUUACCUCACACUGCCUGAAUGUCCUCUCCUCAGUAACCCCAGCAACUACACCACCAUCACCAUUCCCUUCGCCAAGGCUGUCAUCAGUCUGAAAGACGCUCCGCUCAAAGUACUCGGUAACUGGUGGUCUAGGUUGGAGCCGAUGGUCUUUCAGAGGCUGGUGGAGCUCUAUAAGGAGGUGGUGGUGUAUCUGCUACGCAUGCAGAAAUUGGGAAUCCCACACUCGGAGCAGAGGAUCUUCACCUGCUUUCUGCAUACCACACUUAAGUUUCUGGAGAUCCUUCACUCUGUCAAUGAGCGUGCCGGUCAAAUCAUUCAGUAUGACAAGUUUUAUAUUCAUGAACUGGACGAGCUCAUUGACAUCAGGAACGAUUAUGUCACCUGGAUUCAACAGCAGAUGUUCUCUGGAGUCAUGGACUCUCAGGUCACCCUGUGCAAAUACCCGUUUGUUUUUGACGCUCCUGCGAAGACGACACUGCUCCAGACCGAUGCUGUUAUCCAAAUGCAGAUGGCCGUCGAUCAGGCUCAAAGGCAGAACUUCAACUCUCUCUUUUUGUCGGGUGGAGGGGUGGAGUCGGUCAACCCUUGUCUGAUUCUCAUCGUACGGCGUGAGAAUGUGGUCGGAGACACUAUGGAGGUGCUGAGGAAGUCCAAAAAUGUUGAUUACAAGAAACCGCUCAAGGUGAUUUUUGUUGGAGAAGAAGCUGUAGAUGCCGGUGGUGUAAGAAAAGAGUUCUUCCUGCUCAUGAUGAAAGAGCUGUUGGACCCUAAAUACGGCAUGUUCAGAUACUACGAGGAUUCCAGACUCAUUUGGUUUGCUCAUAAGACGUUUGAAGACAUCGAUCUGUUUCAUCUGGUUGGUGUCAUUUGCGGACUGGCCAUCUAUAAUCUCACUAUAGUGGAACUGAACUUCCCUCUGGCACUUUAUAAGAAACUGCUGAAGAAAGAUCCCAGCCUAGAGGACCUGAAGGAGCUCAUGCCCGAUGUGGGAAGGAGCCUUCAACAGCUGCUGGAUUAUACAGAGGAUGAUUUAGAAGAAACAUUCUGUCUGAAUUUCACAGUCACAGAGGACAAUUUUGGAGCUACAGAAGUAUUAGAGCUGAUACCUAAUGGGAUAGACAUCAGUGUAAACAUGUCUAACAGGCAGGAGUUUGUCAACGCUUACGUCGAAUAUAUUUUCAACACUUCUGUGGCUCCCCAGUUCACUGCGUUCUACACUGGAUUUCACAAAGUGUGCGGUGGGAAAGUUCUGGAGCUUUUCCAGCCCAGUGAACUGCAGGCUAUGGUCAUAGGAAACACCAAUUAUGACUGGAAGGAGUUAGAGAUGUCCACAGAAUAUAAGGGGGAGUAUUGGGCGGAUCAUCCCACCAUCAAGAUAUUCUGGGAGGUGUUUCAUGAGUUGCCUUUGGAGAGGAAGAAACAGUUUCUAUUGUUCCUGACAGGCAGUGACCGAAUCCCCAUUCUGGGCAUGAAGAGUCUGGCAUUGGUCAUUCAGCCCACCGGAGGAGGCGAGCAGUAUUUCCCUGUAGCUCACACGUGCUUUAAUCUGCUGGACCUGCCCAAGUUCACUAGCAAGGAGACACUCAAAGAGAAACUGCUGCAGGCUAUUGAACACAACCAGGGCUUUAACCUAGUCUGAUGCAAGUCAGUGGCAAACGCAAACAGGUACCACAUACUUAAAACUGCAGGAGAUUUUGAAUCAUUCACAGCGUGACUGCUUUCUCAUAAAACAGGAAAGUUGCAUCAGAUUUCUGCUGCAUCUAAGGCUUUAACACAAUAAAAUGGACAUUAAUCAGAAAUAAAGACACUUAUAUCUGAGACUGCUUCCCAGAGAGCUUAAUAAAACAUGUAAAUAGUGUUUGUUUAUCAGUAUUUUGGUACUUACUCAAAGUUAGAUGACACUUGUGUGUUAAUUAAAAAAUUUUGAGGGCUUUAAAGUAGCAUUACAAAUCUCGAUCCCAUGCUUUGAUCCCAUGCAUUAUUUAACAUAUUUUAUGCUUGCAUGCAUUAUUUAACAUAUUUAAAAGUUUUUUUUCUAAACCAAUAAGCAUUCUAGGUUGUGCUAAACUGCUAAAUCUACUGAAUGUAAAUUUAAAGAAGCUGAAAGAUUUUUUAUGGUAAUGGGUGAAUGUUGUUACAUUAAAAUGAUGUGUAUCAGUGGAUCAUCUCUGUUAUGUUGCCUUAACUAAAAAGCAUAUCGAUUUAUUAUAUCUGUGUAAUUUCUUUUUGUAUAAUUUGCUGAAGAUUGAGUAAGUAUCAAAAGUAUCUGAUAACAAAAUAAAGACAGGGGUUUGAUGAUAAUAUGUAUUCAUUACAUUUUCAGUGGCAUGUUUAAGUCAUUCAGGUGUCAAGUGAAAGAUUGCAUGAUGAUAAAGGGGAAUAAAAUGCCACGCAUUGACUUCUGAUAGCAUUAUUGAUUCUGAAGUGUUCAUUUCAGAUGCUCCUGGCGCGAGACAUCAAACUGAAAAACUCCUGUUAUUCUUAAUAUCCUCUCAUCACACGCGUGGCUGCUUACAUCAUACAUGUAGACGUUUGCUGUACCAUUUUGUUUGUGUGUGAGAGUUUUGUGUAAAGCAAUGCUAUUAAAAAUGCUGGAUUUCCAGUGUUUGUAGAUUGUAAAUAAACACAAUAUUUGUAACACAA
Messenger RNA from Paramisgurnus dabryanus, 4394 nucleotides. It is a transcript of the gene herc4, whose product is annotated as HECT and RLD domain containing E3 ubiquitin protein ligase 4. The record is from RefSeq and is a predicted model, not a curated record. Lineage: Eukaryota; Metazoa; Chordata; Actinopteri; Cypriniformes; Cobitidae. Gene Ontology annotation, molecular function: ubiquitin protein ligase activity. Gene Ontology annotation, biological process: protein ubiquitination; ubiquitin-dependent protein catabolic process. Gene Ontology annotation, cellular component: cytoplasm.